CAACGUACUUGUGGUAAUGUCGGUGAGAACUUUAGUUGUAUGCCCGGCUGCAAUUCCUUUUAAUAGUUCUUCAUGUCCUCUAGUUUCGUUUCCACUAAUUAUUUUCCAAAUUCAAAACUAAAUAAUUUUCACGGGCCCAUUUUAAUAGAUAAGUAAAAUGUUUGUCGAAAAAGAUAAUGAAAUCUUUACAUAUGCCAUAAAAUAAGCUGAGUCUUUGCUGGAAUGAUGGAAACUAAAUUGGGUAAAAAUGAAAUAAUCCAUGAUUUAUGAUCUGUGGCAUGUGCCAAAAGGUAUUUCCUUUAACUAUUGUCGAAUUCUUCUUUCAAUAUAUAAUACGAAGCGUGUAUAGUGAUAGUAUGGGUCCAAUCUUUAUACACAGGUCAUAGAUUCAGCUUAGUUAGAUACUUUCAAUCGAAUUAUAAUUUUGUGAAAUAAAUUAGUUAGACUUGCUGCUUAAUUUAGAUGAAAGUUAGGCUUGAGGUUUAAACCGUUGACAAAACAACACCCAGAAAAAGUUAGGCUGUUGACUUUUAAUAAUAAAAAAUGGGAGAUCAUUGGUUCUUCAAUUGAAUAGUUUCAAAAAGAAGAAUAUGAUAUUAAAAAAUGUCAAAAGAGACAUUUUCUUUUUUACAUCCGAGACAUUAAAGUUACAAGGUAAGGUAAAUAACACUAUGAAGUCAUAGUGAACCAGAUUUUGAAACUUGAAUACGUUUCUCUGGGAGAGAAUUUAUAGAGUUUUCUUAGUUUUAUUUGCAGAAAAAACACUAUCAAUCAUACUGCCAAAACGACACUGGGAAAUAACUGACCCUAUUAUAAAGGUGGUCCCAAAUGGUGCUUACAACAUGUUUGGGCUCAUAUGGAGACAAUAAUGCCCAAUCAUGUUUUAAGAUAUUCAAAAGUUGAAAACAAACUUUUUAAUCGGCUUUAAAUUGAUCAAAGAUCUAGCAAGAUCUGUACAGAAAUAUUUGGAAAACUCAAUCUCCACCAUUUACAUCUUUGUCAAAGAUAAUUCCAAUUUAUCCCAUCCAAAUUUAUUGAUAAGAAUAAAUAAAAUAAUUAAGAACUAUGUGUAAACCGUUGCACGCAUGGUAGUGAUUGUAGACUCAAAUUUGCGGCCAUAGUAAAUAGGCACAAGAGAAGAUAGUCGAUUUUGUAUUUUGAAAUAUUGUUGUUUUGUCAUACGCUUGUCGAUCGACAUUGGUAUGAUCAUGUCUGUUUUUAUUUAUAAUUUUUGAAAAUUCCGUUCAUAAUUUUUGGUAUAUAAAUCACCCAUGCCAAAUAAAGGAUUGUUGUCAUACCAUUUCUUGUUCUUCAUAUCAUUAUAAAUUGAGUUAAAAAAAAAUCAAAACUAAAGUUAAAAAGAGAUAAUUUUAUAAAAUUUCCACACAUAAAAAUUGCCAGAGAUAAACUUGUUUUGGACAACUACACAUGACCGCAUGCUCAUUCAAUAUCUUGUCAAACGUUACUUAUAUUUUUUUUUAUGUUGUGAGUUUUAUCCCCAUGCAUAUUGAAUGUUCUCCUCUAUAAGUUGAGCUUUCUCUAAAUUUGAAUAGGUCUGCCAGUUGAUCUUUAAAAAUGAGAUGUGAAAGGAACUAAGAUGGGAAAUAGCAAGGAACAGAAUAAGCAUGUACACUUUUGGUAAUAUUAUUACAACUAAUAUUCUCUUCUUUGUAACUUUUAUCUUUUUCUUGUUUAUCCAUUUAACGUUUGGUUCUACGAAAAUAACAGAUGCACGCAUACUUCGUGAUCCUCCCUUACUUAAUCUCAUGAGGCAAGGGCUUAGACAAUCUCUUUUUUCUCUUUGAAAUUAUGGACCGUAGACUUGGUCUAGGUGUUUUGGUUGGUUUAUCAUUAUUCUUUUUCUAGUCUUUUUUGCUUCUAAAAUUUUAAAAUAUAGACAUUAAAAUUCUCUUGGUUAUAUAUGCAUAUGACACUUGCGCAUAUUACAGUGGGAUCGUAUUUUGCUACCGUUUCUAUUUGGUGCCAGUCCCGUUUGGUUUUUGACUCUGUUGUACGUCUCAUGAAGGUUCUUUGCUAUGGAAGAGAUAGGAAGGUGAUUCUAGAUAAAGAUUGUGUUUUAGGCACUAAUUUGGCUGCGCAUUACCUUUUCUCUUCGGACAUUUCCAAAGCCAAAACCUACGAUCGAGCUGCAGAAUACCAUCUUGGGAAAGCCACUCCUUAUAAAAAAGCAUUUUUUGAGGCUGUUAAUUACUUGAUCUCUGAUAAUAUGGACGAAGAUGUGGCUUUGGAGUUACACUCUAAGCUCUUGAACUUUCCGAAAGAUUUGCUAUCUUGAAAAACUCGAUUCUGUGUUUCUACAUGGGUCGACCUGAUCUCUCUUUGCCUCUUUUUGAGGAGAUCCUAGCUAUCUGAGAAUCAAGAACAUGACUAUGUUUAUGGUAUGCUUGCAUUCUCCUUAUUGGAGCGUGGACAUUUAGCAGAAGCUGAGAAAGCGGCUAGGAAAGGAUAUGAGAUCAACAAAAACGACUAUUGGGCUCAUCAUUGUUUGUGUCAUGUUCUUCAAACUGAAUGUCGUUUCAAAGAAGCAGUAGAGUUCAUGGAAGCAUGCUCAGCUUCAUGGGAUUCAUGCUCUUCCUUGGGGUAUUCGCAUAACUGGUGGCAUGUUGCUGUUUGUUACUUGGAAGGAGGCUCUCCCAUAAGUAAAGUACAAAAAAUAUAUGAUAAUAAGAUGUGCAAAGAGCUGGAGAAAGAAGAUGCUGUUGCUACAGACUUAAUUCCCUUAUAAUUUUUCUUCACCAUUUUUAAAAUGUAACAUGGGAUGUUCAAAAGAAAUUUGUAACAUGGGACUAACAUGUCUUAUACUUGUAAUAUUAAAAUUAGGUCUACAUGGAUGCUCUCGGUUUGAUGUUGCGCUUGGACACACGCGAUAAACUACCUGAGAUUUUAGACAGACUCAAAGUCCUAGCAGACUGUUUGACUGACCAAAAAAUGUGGUAUCAAGAGUGGCUUUUUGAUAUUACAACAAUUGGGCGUUGAGUAAAGUUGGAAACACUUCACAAGCACAUGUACUGCUCGAGAGCCUCAAGUCCCGAACAUGUAACCUGAACAAUAAGAAACAACAGUUGAUGCAGAAAGCGAUUCAGGGUCGGCCCUGCUCGCUGAAGCUGUAUAUGAAUAUGGAAAAGGCAACAACACAAAAGCUCUAGAAAUGCUUGGUCCAAACUUUGACAUUGUUGACUAUAAGAGUAUAAGCGGUUAGAGUAUUGGAGAGGAGGAUAAAGCAGAGAGAUGGUGCUCCUUUCUUGUGGCAUUUGCUGGAGAAGAGUUACCUCAUGGAAGGCAAUGCAGAAGCUAUUGUAACUACAUGUGAGAAAGCCAAUGUGUUGGAAUCUUCAUAUUUCAAGUUUGCUUGAUUACACCAUAAAAACAGCACCGUCUUGUUAUCCUUUAGACUAUGUUUUUGCGCUUUGUUGAAUAUAGUAAUUGUCGAUGUAAAAGCUGAACUUGAACUUUCUAUGUAAAUAAUUUUUGCUUUGACCAAGAAUAUAAAUAGACGUUUUCAUAAGAUCAUAAUGUAGUGCUGCCAUGAUCUUCUUUCCUGCAUGAAGCAUCACCUAGUCAUAUAACUUCCAGAUGUCUACUAGUUUUGUAAUUAAUAUACAAAAAGUCAUGUUAAGACUAGUUAGUUAUUACAUGCAUGAUGCAUCACCCUAAUAACGUUCGAAGUUUCAUGAGUAAGUAAGAGCGUCCGCAACGGGGGUUCACAAGCAAUCCUUAGCACAAGUACAUAGGUUAGUCGUAAUAUAAUAAUAUUAAUUAUGUUAAUUUACGUAAGGAUUGAUCCGUCGGGAAGGAGUUUAAGGAGUUGAUCCUUAGCUACGUGGCAACAGCUGAAUGGGAUUGGCUCAGUUUGUUUUUGGGUUUGGUUAAAAAAAAUUGGUCAUUCUCGACCGAAAUUGAAAAAAAAAAACGAGAGCUCGACGAAAGACGAUAUUUUGGCGAUUGAAACCGAUCGUCUUCACGAAGGUAAAUCAAAGCUUAAACCUGUAUGUUUGUUCGAUUUAGCCUAGGUUUCAACUUGUUUCCUCUCAUUUAAGGGUUCGGGAACGGGUUCGAAUCGAUUUGGGUUUACGAUUGAAAUUAGGGUUUCCCAAAAAUUUGGGGUUAAAUCGAUUUGGGGUUUCGAUCCAGUAUGGGCGUGUAUAGAAAGGGUUUUGACAAGAUUUCUGUUUCAAUCGAAAGCGGAUUUUAUCUUAUUUCUUAUACGGUUUCGAAAUGAAUUUGGUAUCAAACGGAAGAGGAUUUUUUUUUUUUGUUAACGGUUUCAAAACCUUUUAGGUUGAUAUGUGUUCGCUUUCAAUCGGUUCGUCAUUUUUUUUAAAUCCAUAUGCUGUUUGCUUCCUUGAUUUUGUUGCUCUAACUAUGUUCUUGUUAUUGAAACCAUAUGUUGUUAUCGGUUUAAGUUAUUGUUGUUUUUAACUAUGUUCGUUCAUCAUUUGUCUCAGGUUAACCAAAUGGGACAUGAUUACAGCUACUCUCAGCCUUCUUCAUCAUCAAACUCUAUAGACAUGAGCUCCCUUCUUGAAGCUGAAGCUAAGAUGUACGCGGAUGAAGCUGAGAGUCCCUACUGCAAUGCCGAGCCGGAUCAGUUCCCACCCCAACCAGAGGCUGAUGAUGGAAUCCCUACGGCUUGCUACUGUGGUGCUCAGCCUGUUGUCAAAUGCUCUUACACACCUAAGGAUCCAUACCGAAGAUACUUCUCGUGCCCCAAUGUCGAUGAUGGUGGCUGCCACAUAUGGAAAUGGUGGGAUGUGGCUUUAACGGAGGAGCUGAGUGAGGUUCAGAGACAUGUCAGACAGCUCAAGGAUCAAGCUUUUGAGUGUGACCAGAAGAUGCUUAAGCUACAGAAGACGGUGUGUGAGGUGAAGAAGAAAUCAGAGAAUACAAUUGUGUUUGCAUUGGCAGUUUGUGUAAUGGUGUCCGCAAUAGUAUUCAUAGGUUUGGCUGCUAUGUACCUGAGUGGUAAGUAUCUCUCUUGUGCUAUUUCCUUGUUUUUUCAUGACAUUUUUUAAAAACUUUUGACUGUGUGAUUUAAUGUUUAUGCAGGAAGAGCUUCCAAGAAGUAAAGCAGAUCAACUACUAAAGGUCAAGAGUGUCUGUAUAAUUAAGGUACGAUUCCUACUCUCUUCUGUAUGAAAUGCUUUGUAUUGAAAUGCUUUAGUAUUGAUUUGCUUUAGUAAUGAAUGCAAGUUAGUAUUGAUUGUACUUGUAUUGAUUGUGCUUGCGCAUAAAUGCAAUUUGUUUGGUUUCUACCUUCCUACCGCCUUUGAUAUGAUUGUUUUUAAUGUUUUAGUACUUUGCAAAUGGGUGUUACUUUGAAUUGAUUGUUUUAAAUGUUUUACGCCUUUAGUUAGCUUUCUACCUUACUAACUGCUCGUUUUUAUUGGCCUUAAAUGCAACUAGUUUAGCUCAAUGUUUAAACUCGUCUACUUAAGUCUCUGUGUUGCUAUUAGAGUGACGCAGACCGAUAUUCGAAAUGGAAAAUAAU
This is a messenger RNA of Brassica napus (rape), 5509 nucleotides long. RefSeq lists its product as uncharacterized. Lineage: Eukaryota; Viridiplantae; Streptophyta; Magnoliopsida; Brassicales; Brassicaceae. Bases 4443 to 5033 code for a protein of 196 amino acids. The record is from RefSeq and is a predicted model, not a curated record. The transcript has 11 exons.